Messenger RNA from Heterobilharzia americana, 2793 nucleotides. The record is from the annotation of a GenBank genome assembly. Lineage: Eukaryota; Metazoa; Platyhelminthes; Trematoda; Strigeidida; Schistosomatidae.
UUGAAUUUGAAGAAGACUUCAAAGACCCAACUAUCCUACUCCAGUACCUGCUACAGCAACUGAAUUCUAUCACUUCUCGGCUUGGUUUCCAAAAUGAAGACACUUGUUUACAGACAAUUAGGGGUUUGAACAACUUUUUUGGCUUACUGGCAGCAGUUUUGAUGGCGCAAUUUUGCAGCUCUGGGACCUCGUAUCAUGAGAUAAAGACUAAGGUCUUCAUCGAUCUCCUCAGAGCGCAAAUGAAGUUUGACACUCAAGAAUGUCAACCAAAAAGAAAAAGAGUACGCCUUGAAAUGGACUUUUCCGUUUGUAAAGGAGUAAUUUUAAGUACUGGUCUUUGGAAUAUUUUAGUCGACCUAGCCAAUAAUGACGCAAAUUUCGGUUACUUAUGAUCAUUGGCAAACGAAUGUUUAGUGACCGUGUUGCAUACGCUUGUUGUUUUAUUGAAUUGCGAAAUGUGUCAUGGUUCGAUUUUACAAGUGUUAUCAAAUAAUGCACUCUUGGCUUACAAUGAGAUAUGGGAGUUCGCUAUCAGUUUAUUCGAACAGUGUUCUACACAGCGAAAUCGUAUGGAAGGUUACAGAAAAAAGUGUUAUUCUUCAGGUCAUCGACUACUGAAUCAUGAUCGAUUAGUGUGUAACCUCUUGUCAGCCCUAUUUUUUCUUGAAAAUGCAGUCGAAAAUAGUUAUUUUAAAUGCUCAAAUAUAUCUGUCAUCUGUACACGGAUAUUUAGAUCACUCAAUAAAUGCUUGGAGCUAGAUGCAUGCCACCUAAACAACUCUCCUUGGCGUGUUCGUUUGAUGGUUUUAAGCAGUGAUAAUAUCAAGUUGUCGCGAAAUUUAAUCCCUUGUGAUGCCUUUAUUGGAUCAAAAAUUCCGAAUGUUUUAUUAUUCUGCCCGUGUAUCAGUUUCCUGUUAAAUAACUAUGUGAAAAUUUGGAAUGCUGAAGGUGACUUCAUGGCAAAUGAAACAACAAAUACUGAAGUUCCUUUGGGAAUGAGUAAUUUGUUAAGUGGUAUUCUCUGGGCAUACAAAAGUUUAUUAGGCGAACCCACUCCUACUAUUCAAUCUUCUAAUCCUUGGUUUUAUACAGACAAUGACUUGAGUCAGCCACUAUUUAGUAGUCAAGAUCAUAUUGAAGCUAUUGAUUUUAUCAGAAAAGCUAUAUCAGUUCACACUCAUUUGGAUGCAGAUUUGCUUAUUACUGAAGAGAAUUUACCUAUUUUGGUUAUCCUUCUGACUACAGAAUUAUCAUUUAUUCGGUUUAAAUUUCGUUUGUUAAAGAGUGAAUGUAGAUAUCUUAAUGAGCUAACACCUUUUUAUGUUGUAUUGAUGAAACGGGUUUUAGAGCGAACAAUGCAUAGUUUGGUAUUGAGCAUUCAGGAUUCCAGUGACAAAGAUACAAAUAGAAAAUCUGACUUCUUCGUCCAGCUUUGUAGCAGUGAUUGUCAUCACGAUUGCAGAAGAAUAGAGGUCUUCUUGAAGUCUUUCGAAGUUUUGUUAGAAUCACUAGCCUUUGGUAUCGAUGAUGUGUCGCAGAUCUUGUCAACACACAUGGAACAAUUGAUAAAUAUGUCGACCACUCGUACUGAUCAUUCAACCUCUAAAGAAUGUACAGACGUACAGUUUGUUCCGGACAAUUCAUUUAAGCCCAUAGUGGCGUCUAGCCAAUUGAAGCAAACUCACUUUGGAGAUGAAGAUUUUAAUGAUUGUAAUUCACCUGUAGUUACUGAAACACUAGACAUUCAAGAUAACCAUGAUAGUUAUGAAGAAAUCCGGACAAGGAACAGUUCUCGUUUGUCUGUACGAAUUCGUUUGCUCACUUGCCUGUUACUUUAUGGUCUUAGAAGUAACAACACCAGCCUACUAAGACAAAUUCACAACUCCUUACAUGAAUCAUUUGGAAGAACUUUUUUGGAUGAUAAAGAGUCUAUCAAAUGGCUAUGUAAACUUACCGAAAAUAUAUCACAGUCUAUACGUAAAGCAUUUUGUGGUACAAAGUAUGGCUGUAAGUUGAGCAGUGAUCUUGCAGAAGUGAUUAUAUUCUUUAUCAGUUCUAUGAUAGAUGCCAUUCGCCAAGUCCUUCAAUCCGUCAUAGCGCACUGCAGUCAGUUUUUGCGUAUCUCUCCAGUUAUUAAGUUAAUUCAUUCGCUUUGUCAGUUAUCCGACUGCAUUGUGUGUGUUCAUCAGAUUCACAAAGAAACACUUCAUAGUGAGACAGAUAGUUGGAAAUUAAUUGGCAAACAUGCUGACCAAUUAAUUCGAACUAUUUGGUCUGUUGGAUCUAAGUUUUCGAAAUCUUUACGGGGAUUUGAACUUGGCCCUGUUAAUUGCUUAGAGUCCUGGAUGAAACUUUAUUCUGCGAAAAUAAUUGAUACACGAAGUGGUCCAGAAUAUUGUUUAGCUCCAGCAUUUCAACAUAUUACACCGAUUGCGACUUUUCAAUUGGCCAACUUCCUUCAGAGGUAAACUCUUCAGUAAACUUUAAUUCUCGUUUUUCUGAUAUUAUGCUGAUACUUACAUAACAAAGACCUAUUUAUUUUAUAAAUUUCUUAGUGGCAGCUAGUUGUGGAAUCCAGGGCUUGCGUUUCAUUCUAUUUGGGACUUACCAACUGGAUGUACUUGUCUCCCAGUGAUUGGUGUUUUCACUGCAGCUGAACCCAGCACCUAUUGCUUCAAACGCCUGAGCGUUAUUCGCUGGGCAACAAGAAAGACUCCGCAUACAAGCCCAUAUGCAAACAGUGGUCAGUUGAUUUGACUUAAUAUAACCACGGGGAAUUACAAACUAAUAAAU